Molecule: messenger RNA, 1695 nt
Organism: Dioszegia hungarica
Lineage: Eukaryota; Fungi; Basidiomycota; Tremellomycetes; Tremellales; Bulleribasidiaceae
Exons: 7
Coding region: 1-1695 (564 amino acids)
Biological process (GO): regulation of DNA-templated transcription
Cellular component (GO): nucleus
Molecular function (GO): zinc ion binding; DNA-binding transcription factor activity, RNA polymerase II-specific
Source: RefSeq, a predicted model, not a curated record
AUGCACCAAUUCCAUCCUCGUUUUAACCUUGCCUUGCUUGAUUCAGCUCUAUAUCCACCCGCUUGCCCGCCCGCCGAAGAAGUCGCCAUCGGUCACAUGUCAGACAUACCCUCAGCCACACGGGCGAGCAAAGCUUGUGAAGCUUGUCGAGUGCGCAGAAGACGGUGCGACGGUGAUCAGCCAUGCUCGACAUGCCGCCGAUUAGGGGCAGGUAGUGGAUGCGUCUUCCGAGCCAAGUCAAGACCGACGAGGACACUACCUGUGGCCCUGCGUGGCUCAGCGAGCGAUGCUCCGUCGUCGUCCAGCCAUGACCCACAAGCUUCGACCUCAAACACUCGACCACUGUCGCUUCCGUCGAUACAGGCUCAGGCGUCGAGCAGCUGGCAGGUGCCUGUCGGGGAAGCGGAUCCUCGGGGGACGGCCAACUAUUUCUGCGACGAGAUCGAGGACAGGGUGACUUCGUGGGUUCAGCAGAUGGGCUCUCAUUCGUCCGUCCGACUACCUCCUCAAUCUGUACUUGCACCUUUUCUCUUCGGCCCAUCUCCUCCCCUACCGGGUACGAGGCGGACGCGCGAAUCCGCCAUCGACACCUUUUGCGAUACGAGUCUCGCCCUCUUCGAGCCCAUCGUCACUCGCUCUGAUCUCCGGUUCAUGUGGAUGCGGUGUGAAGACUUUUGGGAGACAGGCAUGGUGGCCCCGCCGAACCCCGACGAGGAGAUGACGGUUCUGGCGGCGAUCGGGCUGGGUCUGAAGGUCGAGAAGCAGCUGGGAGAUAGUGACGAUAUGGGGGACCUGGCUGUAUAUCGUUUGUGCCUGGACGUGGCGGAUCGUCAUCCGGAUAUGUGCUCGGAGCUGGCGCUUGUCGCACUACUCAUCCUCAACUUUUCAGCUAUACAAAGCGGAGGACCCGUUGAGAAUCGCUCGAGCGUCAGUCGAAUGGUCGACCAGCUGUUUCGUCUGGAGUCGCGGCGUCCUGCUGCGCAAACAGAAGUGCUGAACUUUUUAUCGCAUCAGACACGGUAUCGCGAUACUUGCUUCUCCACCCUAUAUGGCGGCAAUCCUUUCCUGCCAUUCCGUCUCGAGCAUUUACCCGAAUCAAUAUUCAAGACCUUCGUCCCAAACUACUCUACCUCCGACAUGUUUGUCCGCCUCACGCUGCUCGAAAAUCACAUCAUGCUAUGGAAGCAGGUCUCAGGGGCGGAAUCUGUCGACACUCAGAACAUGCUUCAACAGUAUGAGCUGGGCCUGCAGCAAUGGCGUGUCGGGUUCUGGGCGGAGGAGCGAGGGGGAUUGACGAAUGCCAUGUCGUACUACGCCAUUAUCCGCUAUCACUGGCUCCGAAUCAUGCUGAGAUAUCCGCUCUUCUAUCAUGAGACCCACAGCCCUCCAUCUCAAACUAUCUGCUGUCAAGCCGCCACCGCCAUACUCAAGAUGUACGAUCAGCUCCGCAGCCUCACUGUCUUUCGCCCGACAUGGUUCGAGACUCGGCGGAUCAGUACGGCCGGUCAGGUGCUGCUGCUGUGCUAUCUAUCGGGCGAGCUGGGGAGGAAGGAGUUUGAGUCGAUGGCCGAGAUGACGGGCGACCUGUUGGAGAGGCUGAAGGCCGGCUGUUUGACGGCUGUAGCAGCAGAGGAGUCCUGGAAACAGCUAGUGCUGCUUGCUCGUAAGUGCUGUGAUGCCCAGGCCGUCAGAUGA